Messenger RNA from Cyphomyrmex costatus, 873 nucleotides. RefSeq lists its product as uncharacterized. The record is from RefSeq and is a predicted model, not a curated record. The coding region runs from base 1 to 873 and encodes 290 amino acids. NCBI's taxonomy places the organism in Eukaryota, Metazoa, Arthropoda, Insecta, Hymenoptera, Formicidae. The transcript is spliced from 3 exons.
AUGGCCAACCGACUUUUCAUCGGCAGCACGCGAUUCCCGCACAAGGACAUUCAUAAAUAUACCUGGCAAGCACCAGACGGAGUAACACGUAACCAGAUCGACCACGUGCUAAUUGACAAGAAACACCUGAAGUCUCUUCUAGAUGUUCGAACAAUGCGUAGUGCGGACAUGUAUAGCGACCAUAAGCUAGUCGUGAAUAAAGGCGAACGUCGGAACUUCUGUGAAACUGUAACAGCCAAAGUUAAUAAUAUCAAUCCUACAAUAAGUGCGAAGGAAAAAUGGGAAUUAGUGCAAAAAGCAUACGUAGAAUCCGCAAAUGAAGUCAUCGGGAUCAAAAACAGUACCCGUAAAAUGUGGAUCACGAAUGAAACCUGGGAAUUAAUCGAACAAAGAAGAACAUUAAAUCAGCAACUAAACCAGGUCCGAAGUGAUGUAACCCUUGCAAGAUAUAACAACAUAGAAAAACAAAUUAAGAAAAUGGCAAGAAGAGAUCGUCGUAAAUUCGAAGAAAACAUCAUCAAUGACGCUGAAGUGGCGGCGGAACAAAAGGACAACAGCGAUGGCCAUAUUCUCACUACGGAACAACAACAACUUAAUCGAUGGGUAGAAUUCUUUAAACACGACGACCCAACAAUAGAUAACUGCGACAUAGACUAUACAACAUCAUCUCGUAUCAGCACAAAGUCACCAUCAGUUGCUGAAAUCAGAUUAGCAAUAAAGAAACUUAAGAACAACAAAGCCGCAGGUAGUGACGGCAUCGCACCGGAAUUACUUAAAACUGAUCCAUCAUUUGCGGCGGAAACACUUGUCCCCAUUAUAACAGAAGUAUUGGACACACAGGCAGCAUCCCGGCGAAAUGGAAACAAGGAAUAA